This is a messenger RNA of Hemisphaericaspora subhashii, 477 nucleotides long. RefSeq lists its product as uncharacterized. The transcript has a single exon. Bases 1 to 477 code for a protein of 158 amino acids. Lineage: Eukaryota; Fungi; Ascomycota; Pichiomycetes; Serinales; Debaryomycetaceae. The record is from RefSeq and is a predicted model, not a curated record. Gene Ontology annotation, biological process: electron transport chain.
AUGUUAUCUAGAGUAUCUAUAAGAGCAUUACCAGUCAGAGGUGGAAUUCGUUGUUUCUCAAAUUCAACCCUUUUAAAACAAAAAGAUAUCAUUGAAGCUGUUGACUACAGUGGAGCCGAAAUCAUUUCAGGAGCUCCAAAAGAAUUAAUCACCAAAAGAUGUGUAAGAAUCUAUCAAGAAGCCAAGCCAGCAACACAAUCAGGUACUUUUGGUACUAGAAACUGGAAAUUGGAUUGGGAUAUUUUAGGUAAAGGUAAUAGAUGGGAGAAUGAUUUAAUGGGUUAUCAAGGUUCGGCUGAUUACAUGCAAGGUACUAUAAUGAAAUUCGAUACUAAGGAAUCUGCUAUUAGAUUUGCAGAAAAUCAAAGUUGGGAUUAUUAUAUUCAAGAACCAAAAAAGAGACAUUUCAGAAAGAAGGAUUAUUCUGCCAACUUUUACCAUUCCGCUGGUCCAUUGAAACAUAUUAGAACCAAGUAA